Tachysurus fulvidraco (yellow catfish) is the source of this 9666-nucleotide messenger RNA. RefSeq names its product RUN and SH3 domain containing 2 (gene rusc2). Gene Ontology annotation, cellular component: cytoplasmic vesicle. Bases 578 to 5305 code for a protein of 1575 amino acids. NCBI's taxonomy places the organism in Eukaryota, Metazoa, Chordata, Actinopteri, Siluriformes, Bagridae. Gene Ontology annotation, molecular function: protein binding. The transcript has 13 exons. The record is from RefSeq and is a predicted model, not a curated record.
UGUGAAGAGUCGACUCAGAGUUGAAGGGGUGAAUUUUGUCCCGGUUGAUCCAGCGAUUUUAACGGGUGCCUCGUUACAACAACACGGAGCGCUUUGUGUGUUAGUCUGUACUGCAGGAUCAGUCAAGAUGCAGAUCAUCUGCUAUUAGAAACCGGUGUUUAUAACGAUCCGUUUAUCAGCACGCGCCCAUCAGGAGAAUCUAAAGCGUUAAUGUAGCCGGUGAUGAAGCAGCGGAUAAUGACGCAGCGUCCGGAGCUCACAGCACGAGCAGGACGCUGAAUACCGCGGGGGGUAACUGGAUUCAUCCUCACAGGGUAAGAGCAGGGGAUAAAACACGUCGGUGUGAGUGUCACCAUGACCGUUAAUAACGGGUUUCAGACAAAAGGCGCACACGCUGGGACGUUGGGCGGUAAUGAUGCACGAUGUUUUCUUUCUGUCGAGAUGACCUCUUCAGCUUUUUCUAUCACACUCCUCACUCCCAGCGACCUCGAGUCGGGAUCGGGCGUGUAAAUUAAACUUUUCUCCAGCAUCUUCAAGCCUUGAUCUUUUCCCCCCCUCAUCCCACUUUCCAGAGACAAUGGACAGUCCUCCGAAGCUGGCCGGAGAGACGCUGAUUGUUCAUCACAUACCUCUAAUGCACUGCCAGGUUUCUGGUUCACACCAGCGCUGCGGAAGCCCACUGAGGAAAAGCAACAACCCGUUCAGCUGCCCAGAAAACCUCGGCUUGAUCCGCACCACUUCGCUUCCCGAGCGAGACGUCCUCCAGCGUGAGGCGCUGGUGUACAGCAGCCUGAUCCAGACCUCCAGCUCCAGCGAUGCUUUUGAAGACGAAGGGAUGAUAAGAGGAGAGAAAAAAGGAGUGAGGGGUGGCAGCAUGGCCAGUGAUACUUCCUCUUUCACAUCCAGCAAUUCCGAGGAUGCAUUUCCUAAAGUCCUGUCAAAGCAGGUGCACAACAGGCCAAGCUCACUCAGACACAAUCCCUUCCUUCUGAAUGCGGGGGGAGUUGAUUAUGAAGAUGAUGAAGAUGACGAUGACGAUGAUGGAAACAAUCUGAAUGGAUAUUUGGAGGAUUCUUCCUUUCACCUACAUGGAAACUCAAACACAGCCUUAGACGACAGAGUGGACUUAGCCUCGUUCCAUCUGCAUGAGCUGGGCUACAAUUCUGGACCGUUCCACCUGCAUGAAUCUUUAGAGAAGCCCUGGAGUUCUGACCAGAAGGGGGCUUCUGGUCGCCAUUUUUCUGCCCGUCUUGAGAGUCUUGAUCUUUUGGGAUUCGACAUUCAGCAUCGUCAUGGCAGCAGCGGGUCAACCUUGUCGAUGGACUGUGGAGAGCAAGAAUGGGAUGACGAUGAUGAUGAUCAUUCCAUGCAAGGCAGACGGGGCAGUUCGGAAUGUUGUGGAUGCUCCAGGACUUAUCCCGAAUCGUUUGCAGAUUUUGCUCACGGUUACUGCAGUGAUUCAUCCUGCAACAGCUCUGACGGCGUCCUGGUCAAUUUCAGUACCAUCUACAAGACAAACAACAUCGUCCCUGACAAGCCAAUUAACCUCAACAACUCUGCCGAUCAGUCCUGCACCUCUUCUGUAUCUGAGCCAGUCUGUAUGGGCGGGGCUGAAUAUGGGAGCGGGGGUGGAGCUUUUUACUUGGACUUGCACAGAUCUCCAACAGAAGCUCCUCAGGAAGCCCCUGGCAUCCUAUCUUCCUCUUCUUGCCUAUGUUCUUCCCAGCCACAGGAUGGCACAGUGGAGCUUGAUGCUAACUGCAAUUCCUAUCACAAUCAUGAAGGUCUGUUACCCUCAGAGACCUCGGCCAGUGACCUCACGUCCUGUAUGCAGAGCCAGGCACGGCUGGUUGUUGCAACACAGAACUACUACAAGCUGGUAACCUGUGAUGUUUCAUCACAUUCCUCUCCAAGUCCUGCAGGAUCUUCGGUCACAAGCUGCUCUGAUGAACACAGCAAAGGAAGUCCCACCCAGCCCACUGAGUACUUCCUGUUUAGGCACACUAAAGAGCAAGAAGAGGAGGAAGAGCAAGCAGAAAAUGCACAGGUCAGCACACAAAAGCCAUGUGAGAAGCAGACAGAGCCACCCAUGUGUGACACUGACUCCAUGCAUUCAAAUGUAAUUGAGGGACAAUUGUAUGUCAACAUCUCACCACCUGUGGGCGGAGCUAUAGUCGGGGCCCGCCUUCGUUCCCGUAGCUAUGACCGGAACCUGGACAAGACCCCACAGCCUCGUCUUGGCUCUCUGGAGCGCAUGCUAAGCUGUCCUGUGCGUCUCAGUGAGGGUUCCACCCCUGGACCGACCCCCCCACCACGUGUUACGUCCUUUGCUGAGAUUGCAAGGAACAAAAAGAAGAAUGGCGGAUCUCCUUCUCAGAAGAGCAGUGCCGAAACCUCUUCUGUUCACUCACACUCGUCUGGAGAGUUCUCCCCUAUUCUUGAAGAUCUGUCCUCACUGAUCAGCUCCACGCACUGGAGCACACCACCCAGAGUCUCUCCAGGGGGAGCAGGAAGAGAGACGAGGACCAAAGCAGAAGGUGGAUUGUCCAUUUCUGCUGACUCCUCCCCAACAGUAGUGCGCUACAGUAAAGAUCAGCGUCCCACCACGUUACCCAUCCAGCCUUUCACCCUGCAGCAGCAGUUUGGGAAACCUCAGGCAAAGCCUGUUCUGCCUCUGCUGGACGAGUACAUCAAUCACAUGCAGGCACGUCUCGGCUCCGCCCCUUCCGAGAGGGAGGAGGAGGACUCUGAUGAUGAUGGUCAGCGUCCCCGGCCAUCUCCUUUGGGUAGUUAUUCGCCGCCCCGUUCCCUCUCCUGCCCUGCCCCUCUUUCUCACACCCCUCCAGGGGUCACUCAAGCCACCAAGCCGGCCCCACUACCACCGACUCCUCCCCCUGCCACCAGGGGGCAUUGUUUCCACAGAGCUAACCGGAGUACAUUACCCACGCUGCCCAGCUCCGGCCUUAGUCCGAUGGCACAGCUGGAACCAGGGAGGCAGGAAGAGGAAGUGAAAGUACCUCCUGUGUGUAUGACACCAAGACCGCACAAUGCACAUCACCUCUCCCCACAGGCUCUGAAAUGGAGAGAAUACAGGCGUAAGAACCCUCUGGGUGUAGAGAAGAGAGAUGCAUAUUGUUCCUCUCCCUCUUCCUCGUCUCUGUCUGCUUCUGCUGCUUUGACUGCCAGGAGACGCACAGUGAGACGCAACGUCUUCGAUUUCCCUCCAUCUAAUCAUGCGCUGAACUUCAGCAGACUCAACGGUGCUGAAACUUAUCUCAUGAGCAUUAGGGGUCAUCUAAAGGGAUUACCUAAAGGGGUCAUCUCAGGACCUUUUUCACUUUCCUCAAAGAGACCAUUAAUAGCUCGUAAAGGAGGUCAGUCAUUAAGGUGUUACAGUGACCUGCUGCCAGAUUAUUUCUCUCAGACGGAGCGCCCCCCAGAGGAGUUCUGCCUCUCGCCUGAUGCCUCCACUGAAGAGUCCAUCUCCAUCGACCUGCAUCAGAAAAGAGGUCUGGUGAAGGCCAUAAACACAGCAGUGGAUCUGAUAGUGGCUCAUUUCGGCACCAGUCGGGAUGCAGGAGUAAAGGCAAAGUUGGGCAACAGCUCAGUGAGUCCCAACGUGGCUCACCUGAUCCUGAAGUACCUCUGUCCUGCUGUGUGUGACGUGCUACAAGAUGGCCUGCGAGCAUACACACUCGACAUCAUCAUCGGUCAGCGGCGUAAUCAACCGUGGAGCGUAGUGGAAGCCUCGACACAGCUCGGUCCCUCAACACGUGUACUACACAGCCUGUUCCUCAAAGUCAGUCAGUAUUCAGAGCUGACCAAUCACAGCAUGAGACUUAACGCCUUCAUCAUAGGACUCUUAAACUUGCAGUCUCUGGAGUUCUGGUUUAAUCAUAUAUACACACAUGAAGACAUCAUAGCGGCCCACUACCACCCAUGGGGUUUCCUUCCCCUUUCUCAAGGGGCAUGUCAGCCAAUGUUUGAGGAGUUGAUGCUCCUACUUCAGCCUUUGUCACUCCUGCCUUUUGACCUCGACCUUCUGUUUGAACCUCAUCAGCUGCAAAAAGGCCAAGAGCACAUGAGGCACAAAGAACAGCUCUGUUCCACCCGACAGGGCCUCGACCAAUCAGCUCGCUCCACAUUCCAGCUCAUGAGGGGCCCCACAGCUCCUUUACUGAUAAAAGAGGAGGCAGGGUCUAAUCCAAAAGGGAUGGAGCUUCACAGAGGAAGGUUUAUGUUGAGACGUGAGGGAACCUGGCCUCGGAUGGAUGGGGCGGAAUCUAAAAAGCAAGUGCAGAGGGUGCGGAGGAGUGACCGGGCAGGCAGUGAAUCCGAGAGUGAAGGGAUGGUUUUGCACUCAGCUAGGAUGAAUGGAGUGGGCAAGGAGGAUGAAGAGAGGGAGAGGAGGAGGGAGCGAGAAAGAGAGAAAGAUGGAGAAAAAGACAGGGUAAGGAGCAAGCAGGCAGGCUGGUGGUUCCAGCUCAUGCAGAGUUCCCAGGUCUACAUCGAGAACUCUGCUGAGGGAUCCAAGUUCGUCAAGUGGGAGAGGCGCAAGAAAGGAAGUGGGGCUGAUGGGCGGAGACAAAUGAACCCACCCCCAAGAGUGGGCGUGGUUGAAGGAGCAGAGGCCCAUCAUGUGACAAAUGAAAACCCAGAAACCACAGUGUGCAGCGACACGUGUCGUAAUGCCAGCACCGGAACCUUCCCUCAGUCAAAACCAUCCAAAUUGAUUAAAGGGAAGUUAUCUUGGAUGGGAAGUCCACCAGAGUCUGUGCUGAGUGAGCUGAAGAGGACAAACGAGACACAGCCUGAGGGGGCAGAAGCUGAAAUGCAAACAGCGCAAAAUCUACGCUGGGGGCGACUGUUUGGAGCCGGUAACAUCAGUAAAACAGAGAAAACAGAACCCAAAUCAUCCAAGAACCCGAAAAGCAGGUUGCCGUCAGGUUGGCUGAGUCUGGACCGGGCUGUGUUGGACUUAGUGGUGCAAUCUGUUGGGAAAAGGGCGGAGCCUCAGUCACUAAACACACACAGUGAUGACACACAACACAGUCAGGCACAGCAGGACCAAACACAAGAGCUCAGCAUACAGACAACAGCUGCACGUGAGGUGAGGGCAUUGUGUCACCACAUCGCCACGGAAACAGGUCACCUGAGCUUCCAUAAGGGCGACGUGCUGCAGGUCCUCAGCAGAGCGGACUCUGAUUGGUUGCUGUGUGCCCUUGGCGACGAAACUGGCCUGGUGCCCAUUAUCUAUGUUACUUUAAACGAUGUGGAGGUUGAAGAUCCUCGAGGGCCACAGUGAACACACACACACACACACACACACACACACACAAAAAUACACACAGUCUGGGAUGUGCACCUUGUGCAUUUGGGAUGUGCAUUUGAUUCUGUGCUUGAGGAGUAAAUCUGAUAAAGGGACAGUUUAAACAAACAUAGCUAACGCUAAUAUUAAUCUUAAACAAAUAUGGGUAUCAUCAUAUUUAUUGCCUGCUGUAAGAUAACAUUUGCCAUGCAAGAGUAACACAAACAGAAAAAAGCCAAAUCAGUGUGUGUCAUGCAACUUAAAAAAAAAAAAAAACCAAGAAGAUCAUUCUAGGCGCUAAUGCUACCCUUUGUUAUUAGCUAUAUUAGCAUUGUCAAGACACAUGCAGACUUGUUGCUGAAACUAGUAGCCCUCCCUCUCUCUCUCUCUCUCUCUCUCUCUCUCUCUCUCUCUCUCUCUCUCUCUCUCUCUCUGAGAGCUUUAAAAUGGUGUUUCUGUGUGAUUUUUUAAUGCACAUUUAAGACAUGAUUAGCGUUUAGAAAAUUUUGCAACUGAACAAACUUGCAAAAAACUCGACCUUGACAUCACAGCCCGGUCUCAUAAACAUGUCUAACAGCGACAGUGUUGCUCUCUAUGCCUGUAGGACUGUUUGUUUUUAUAGAAACAUGUACCAUUUUGUGUCAAUUUAUGGUCUGACAUCAUGUCCGUGACCCAUCCAGAAGCAGUGCAGCUGUCAUAAGAGGUUAUAACUAGGGCCAGAGCGAUAUGAUUAUUAGGAUGAAAUGUGGCUGAUAUACUGUAAUCUGUUUCUGAAAGUUAAACAAGCAGCAGACAUGACAACUUGCUGAAUAGAACAGAGUAGUGUCUUUUACAAUUCAUAUUUAUAAACCUUUCUCCUGCGAGUGAUCAGCAUCCUCUGAGGACCAACAGCCUGUUUGUUGACUGCUCAAAACAAAAGUCCAGUUACUGUAGAUUCCUUCAGCUAAAUCCUAAAAAACUAAAGCAAAAUUUUAUAAAUCAAAAGGAUUUGCUAGAAACCAGAAGAAAUGAUGUUUAAUGUCUGUUUCAGUCCUCAGUUCAGUCUGCUGAUACACACGGAUUAAGGAGAUGCUGCUUUAUCCCUGUGUCCCGACAGCCUUAACGACUUCCUGCUCUGGUGCUAGUUAGAACAAUCACAUUUAUUCAACCUAAAGCUUAGCGCGCAGCCAUUUAGUGUCAUGUCACUGAGUGUUGGUGUAGUGACCAAAUGAUGGCGGCCCUGUUUGACGAGCAGAUCCUUCAUGAUGUCAUCUUUUUAAAAAAAAUGUUUUGUGUUGAUCUGUCACGGUUCUUUAGGUGACCUUUAGCUCCAGCAGUGAUGUCUCUCGGAGUUACAGUCGCUUAUUUAUUGCAUUAUUACAUUUAAUGCUUCAUUUUAUACAGCGAUAGCAGCUAACUAUCAAGCCACUAAGCUGUUUAUGUUUACUUCAGCAACAGCCUCAUAGGAAUGCUAGCUUUAGCAAUUAAACACAUUGUUGUUUGUUUUUUGUUUUUUUAAAAAGAAAGUUUAAACUGGUUUCCUGUAAUGUGGCAUUGAUGUGAGCAGUACAGUGAAGUGUGUGGGUGAUUUUAGAGACAUCAGGGUGGAACAGGAAACACUGCACCACCUGUAUUACUGAAUACACAUUAAGAUAAACACAAACACUUUUUCCUUUACACUAAGUAUCAACUUACUGCUGUUCUAACCAAUCAGAAGCCUUUCAGCAGGACUGAGUUACAGACACUCGAGUUACAGUACACGACUUCAUUCGCUCCACCAACAGACUGCUUCAUCUGCUGGAGGAGGGAAAGGAGAAAGCUGGCACUAGUAUUAGUCUUGGCAUUAACAUUAACUGCUUAACCAACACUAUGGGUUUGUUUAUUUUGAGUCAUUAUUUAUGAUGCAUUUUAGCCAGACAUGUGGCGAUAUUCAGCUGCAGGAGAUCACACACAUUCAGGACCAGAGAUGAAUCGGUCGUAAUAAGAGCGCCAGGGUCGAUCCGAAGAGGAGUAUCACUCUGAGUCCUAUAAUUCUUUUUACUGGACAACAGGAGCUGUGUUCAUAAGAGCAGUGUUCACACUCUGUACAGAAUUGAAUCAGAUCUGUUGUUUUUAAAUACUGAACAAAGUUACAUAACGGCACGUCUAUUCUUUUCCAGGGAUUUAUAAUGUCUUUGGACAUUUUCCAAGAAUGACAGACUUACUAAUAGGCAAGUGAAAGAAAAUCAUAGUACAUCUAAUGGAGUUUAACACAGAAAUGUAUUUAUUAUUAACUUGUACUGUUGUUCUCUCUGUAAUGCAUCACUGUAACUUCACUAGACCUAAACAUGAUGAAGGAACAGGGAACUCUGAGAUGAAGGGACAUUCUAACUGUGUUAAACAGGAAGUGUCAAUCAAUUAGCUAUUGUAUUGAGUAUUUAUGAAGUGGUUUAGGAAGAGUUUAGGGGAAAAGGCAGGUUUUGGUGUGUGUUAUGCAUGUGGCAGGAAUCUGAGGUGUACAGUAGGAUGGGGCCGUAAACAUAUCACAUCACCGUGCUACGGUCCAGGAUAUGAAUCACAGUGCAACAGACAAACUGAUCACUACUGAAAAAAGAAGAAUAAAAUGCCAUUUUAUUAUUUUAAAGCUUUAACAUUACAUUAGCUAAAACAAUAGAAUCUCCUCAGACUUUGUAUCCUAAUCACAGAUUAGACUGAUAUUGUGAAAAUGUAAAAUCACAACAUGACCACUGCUUUACAUCCUCUGUUCACUGUAGAUUUUUAUUUAAUUCUAAACUUGUCCUUUAAAAGGGAUUUACUGCUGUAGCUUUGGGAAAUGUGCCAUUAUUCUAACAGUCUGCCUUUUUAUUUAGUGUUAUAUUGCACAUUCAUUUAUUUAUUUCUUCACUUGCCUGAAAGUGAACCUGAGUCGUAAGAGAAUAAUGUUAUUACUGAAAAUUAUAUUGAUUUGUUUUUACAGAUUACAACAACAUCUUUGGUUGACCAUGUCACGUUAUAAAUUGAGUUGUUUUUUUGGUGUUUUUUUUUUUUAUAUCAUUUUAUAUUAUUUUCUAAUACAGAAAAUGCAUUUUAUUCAUGUAUUUAUUCAGUCACACCUGUAAAUAUGUGACAUUUUGGGAAGAAUAUGCUAAUGUUCUUUGAAAUUGUUAUUAACAAAAGUUACUUGAUGUAAUUAACAUGUAAUAACACGUCUAUUUCAAUAGGCUGUACAGAAUAUCACUGUCAUAUGGGCCGUUAGAGUAAGGAGUUUAGUUUUGCUCUGCAUUAUGUUUGUCACUUUCAAUCUUCUCUGUCACUUAAACACACUCAGAGAGGGAGAGAGAGAGGGAGAGAGAGAGGGAGAGAGAGAGGGAGAGAGAGAGAGAGAGAGAGAGAGGUUGAAACUAGACUAGUGCCUUUUUUUAUCACAGUAAAUGUAUUUGUAGGGACAGACACAAGCCUUGUGAUGGUACCAAAGCAGUAAAAUAUAAAAUCACAGUAAAUCAACCUUGAAAAAAGAUGUAAAUUGAAUACAUUUUCUGCAUUGUUUUGCUAAACUACUUAAAGUGACCAGGCCCAGGUCUGAAGAGUUUUGAGUCACUAAACCCAGAGUGUUUUUUUUAUCUAAAGCAACCUGGUCCUGCUAUUAGUGUGCAUUUACUGUUUGAAACAAAAACAUAUACUAACUCUACAAAGAUCCCAAUGCUACAUAUACCCAUAGAAAACAAAUUCCAGACAAAAAGCCAUAAAAAUGAGGAUAAAACCUGACAAUCCUGAUGAUGUCAGCUUGAGUCAACAGCAUAACCAUCAUUAGGUUCUACUGUCUCUGUGAUUUAUCAAUCUGAUUCAAACCUGUCUAAUGUUAGAGAGCUGAGGGCCGACCCUGAGCAGCCAGCUAAAGAUCUAGAGCCCAAACACAAAGAAUUGUACCAUUACAAUGGAUUGGACAAAUAGCUAAAGAUACAUUCAGAUAGAAUUUAGGAAGUUUCUCUGUAGUUCAGCUCAGGAGAUAUAAAUAAUCCUGGUGAAAGAACAAGAAUGUAAACGCAAGUGUUUUUGUAGCUCAGCAGAUCUGGGUUUGUGAGUGAGGUUUAUUUCUCUCUCUGUUUGGCUUGUUCUCUCUCUCAGCGCUGUUCCUCACAUGGGGUUAACCUGCUAGCAAGCUGUACAAUGAGGAAAGCACAUUUAACAUUAUUCACGUUGUUGAUGACUGUAAAGUGAAAUUCUCAAAAAUAAUAAAGAGCUGUUUUUUUUAAGUGUUGAUUGGUUAGACAACCAGUACCUUAUAAAGGCCUGAUGUAAGGAACGGGGCUCCCCCUUUCCCCUCAUCCUCCUGUAUGAUGUGUAUGACCUCACCAACCCUGUAUGAAGAUCAAUAACAAAGUGCUCAUGUGACCCACCUU